AUGGCGCCAUCCGGUGAGUCUUUUUCCAGAACUUUCUUCAAAAGUCCGAAAACAAAAAGUGCUUCAGCCGAGUACGGUUCGUACGUCUUCCAAGUGAAUUUCGCCGCCACGCUCGUCGGCACGAUUACGGUGGCCGCGUUCGGCGCCGCCGUCGUUCUCCGCGUCUUCCGCAUGACUCAGGUCGGUGGCCGAACUCUUUGAACGGGAUUUCUAGGCCACGCGCGCGCAACUGGGAAUUGAGAAAAAGUCCCUGAAUGCUCGGUUCGAGGCUUCGAAUUCAUUAUUUUUCCACAAUGUAUCUCCUACCCCGCUCAAAUCGAACUUCAGGCGUUCUAUACGGAUCCUAGGCCACCGCUCAUCAUUUUGCAGAUCACAAAUUCGCUGUUCAACGCGUGCGUGCACAUGAAACGAGCGGGAAAAGUGCUGAAAAUGGAGUGUCUGGAUCGGACGACGUUGUGCACGAUCGCGCUCGCAAAGGGCGGUAUAGACGCGAAAACGGUGUGUGUGGCCGAGAAAAAUCCUAGGCCAUCUUGACACGUUUUUUUUUCCGGUGCAUUUCAGAUGAUCGACGACUACGAAAAGUUGUACGCGAAACCGAUAAAACUGCUCGGCAAUGUGUUCGGAUGCGAUGAGAUUACCACGGAUUUUGUGAAAUAGUAGGCGCCGCCUGAAACAGUUUUGAGGAAAAACGUUUUUGCAGUUAUGACUCGUCGCUCAUUGCGGCGGAGAAAACAUCGAAGAAGACCAAGUAA
Molecule: messenger RNA, 752 nt
Organism: Caenorhabditis sp. 36 PRJEB53466
Lineage: Eukaryota; Metazoa; Nematoda; Chromadorea; Rhabditida; Rhabditidae
Source: the annotation of a GenBank genome assembly